Messenger RNA from Corythoichthys intestinalis (scribbled pipefish), 3542 nucleotides. RefSeq names its product DEP domain containing 7, paralog a (gene depdc7a). Lineage: Eukaryota; Metazoa; Chordata; Actinopteri; Syngnathiformes; Syngnathidae. Gene Ontology annotation, biological process: intracellular signal transduction. The record is from RefSeq and is a predicted model, not a curated record. The coding region runs from base 390 to 1955 and encodes 521 amino acids. The transcript has 9 exons.
GAGUCCACAUUUAAAGAACAGCAAGCAUGUCACAUCUCCAGAUGAGCUUUAGAGUAUAAAUAGAUCAAACUAACAAAAAAAGGCACAAAGAGCGGUUAUAUAUUGUUUUGAAAAGGGUUAUACAGGUUCGCCAAAGAGCUCGUACUUUUCCUUAGGUUGUUUAUUGCGUCACUCUAAAGAGCUAUUUUAGUUCCAGCUAAAAUCUAACAUUCAUACACCUAUAAAGGCAUCACUGGUGCUGUUGCUUGCAGCUGCUGCUGCUUUGCUUACUUGGGGCAAUUUAGUGUUCAGUGUCUUCCUUACUCCGGGCAGUCAGUGGACGGACCUUUCGGACCCAGAGGUCGCACUCUACCAACUACGCAAAGGCGGCACCACCACAGGAACGAGGCAUGGCUGGGAAGCCAUUUCGGGCCACACAAAUCUGGAGCAGCAUCAUCUCCAACCUCCACACUCACGUGGAGGUCAAGCGCCGGCGACACAAUCUCAAGUCAUACCAGGACUGUUUCCUGGGGUCUGAGGCGGUGGAUGCAGUGUUGGCACACAUCACUUUAAAUCGCUUCUUUGGCGACGAGGCGGUCCCUCGCCAGAAGGCCGUGCGACUUUGUCAAGCCCUCAUGGACUCCAAAGUCUUUGAGCCGGUGGGCGUUAAAGUGUUUGGCAAGGAAAAGAAGCAGGCCACAUUUGAGGAUAGCAGCUGUAGUUUGUACAGGUUCCCAAGCCCAGAAACGGGCUUGGCACAUCUGACCAACACCAAGUCCAGCUCCACAGGAACCAUAGAGAGUGGUUAUGACUCUCCAGACAUAAGCAGUAACAAGAACAGCUACAGUCCAUUGAGUGAAAGACAAGAGGUGCCGAGCUACUCCACUCACUCCCCUGUCAGAAGAGGCAAAUCAAUGGAGGACAUUCUGAGAAAUCUCAACCUGUGCUCCACCGUCACACCUCAAAUGAUCAACCUGGGCCUAUCUCGAGAGCUGCUCGCUGAGGUGUGGCACCAGCAGGCUGUGUACGGGCUCCUGCAACUCAUCGAGCUCCCGCUGCUGGAAAACUUACUGGAAGACGAUGGGGCCUCAAGGGCUUCUUUGCACGGUGGAGACAGUGAAUCAGACCUGCUCUUGGGAUCGGGCUACUUGGACAGAGAAGUGCUCAAGGCCUUCAGUGAGGCACAGGCAGAUGAAUGGAUGUCUGGUGCAGUGGACUGUCUGGAGUACCUCCCCGACAAACAAGUAGUGGAGGUCAGCAAAGGUCUGGCGGGCUGCGCCAAUGACCUCAAUGAGUAUAAGAGGCUGCUCUACGACACCCUGGCUAAGCAUUACUCCAAAGCUGAGCAGACGCCGCUCCUCAGCAACCACGUGUUUGACAUAUAUUCGGGCAUUUCGGAGCUUCUCGUGAAUGGUAAACUGGAGCAAGCUCUGGAAGCGCUGCAGCUCAGCCUCAAGUUGCAGGAUUCUCGCUCCAGAGAGGAGCUGCAGCGGCUGCUCAGGUUCAUGGCCAUCGCAGCUAACGUGCAGGACAUCAAAAUUCAUAAAGAGAUUGAGAACCGGAUGGCAGUGAAGAGGUCAUUCUCCAGCGCCAUCGUGUAUAGCAGAAGACUUUCUAAAGGCAAAAUGGACCUGAUGGUUCUCUUUAUGAUGGAUAACCACUGUGAUCUGUUCAAAGUACCCUUUUCAUUACACAAGAUGGUCAGCGAGAGAUUGAAGAAUAUUGUCAAAGGGAAGGAUGCAGAUAUGAUCACAGGAUUGACAUCUUGCACUAAACAAAGCAGGAAGGCUUAUUCUGAAAAUGGGGAAAAAUACACCAAAGAGGAAUUAUGGUCGUUACUGCGGACAAUCCACGAGAACCCCAACGUGCCCAGCAAGGAAAAGCGACGUCUGCUUGCUCAGUUUUACAAAGGCCACCCGGACAUUUUUGUGAAAUAUUUUGGCCAAAAAUUAUCAAGCAUGAAUAUGUUGCCAUAGUAAUGUUUUCUAAUUGUACAGAAUUUUUGUAAUGUGAACCGAUGUGGCCUUUGUGAAAAUAGGGAGUGUUGACUGAAUGUGGAUUUGAAAUGACUAUGCUGUGAUCUUUUUUAACACAGUUGCAUGAAUGGUUGUAUGUCUCAUUGUGCCCUGUGAUUGGCUGGCAACCAAUUCAGGGUGUACCCUGCCUACUGCCUGUAGUUAUCUGGGAUAGGCUCGAGCACCCACGCGACCCUUGUGAGGAAAAGUGGCAUGGGGAAUGAAUGAAUGAAUCGCCAAAAUGGAGCCAUUUGGAGUUCAGCGACAUUUUUUUUUUAGGAAGAAAGUCAAACAACUCUUGGAACUGAAUGGGUCGUCAUCUGUGAUGUAAGGAAGUCUCCUGAAGCAAGUUUUGUAGUUUUUUUUUUUUUUUUUAAUGCAUUUUUUGUGACACCUUUACUGAUGUACUGACUGUUUUAACCAUGAAAAGGAAGUGGAACUUACUGUGAAAUAGGAAAGUAUCUGACUGCCCAGUAAAGUAUAAGCAAGCAUAUUUAUUACAUGUGGAGGGUGAAGGGUUACUUUUUCAUUUUGGGUAAUGGUAUGGUUAAAUUAUUUUUUUUUUUCAUAUUUAUAUACCAUUACGCAUAAGCAUGUUACUGAUGAAUCUUAAACUUGACCUCGAGUUGUUUUAUUAUUGAGGCGAGAACAGAUUAAUUUGUUUGAUGCUAUUUCCCAAGGAAAAUUUUGUUUUGAAACCUGAAGUAACGACAUGUCAAUCAGGAUACCAAAACUGUUCAAUUUUACUAAUUACAAUGUAAUAGAGGUGUGAAAGAAAAAAAUGCAUGCAGUUUUCAGUAGUAGUUUAUCCAAUAUCUAUUUGCUGAGGGCUGGCAUUCAAGUAUGCUUUUAUGGACCAUACUUGACUGCAAAAGAAAUGUUUUAGUAGGAUUCAGAAAGAACAAGUUCAAUCUUAUGAAUAAUCAAGAAAUAGAUACCAGUAAUUUAGUUUCCCUAUUCAUUUUUUUUAAGGGAAUGUUGCUCUUCACGGACUCAGCUAAGUACCGUUGUGUGUGUUUUGUGAGAAUAGAACAAGUGUUUCGAAUAAAAAAUGUGAUGCAGACCAGCUGUGUCUAAGGAAGUCUUCUAACACUAAUUUGAAAGUCUUGAUGCUGCAGUGUUGUAAACACUCGCAGGGGAUUCAUGGGAAUCAUUGCCUAUGGUUGUCUGAGCCCCAAAAGUCUUGUUUUAUUCACAAAUAGGUUGUUUCAUAUAGUGUUCCACAAACGAGAUCAGUUUGCAGAGGAAACAUCUCCAUUCUUGGUAGGUAGGUGACAAAAGCCUUCGCACUCCAAAGACAAACAGCCUUCAUUACAUGAUGGCAGGUAAAUAAAGUUUGGCCUUAGUUAAUCAAACAUGUAAAGAUUAGAACAUAUACAACUGCUUGCACAGGUAUUGUCUAAGAGAACACAUACAACUGCCUGCACAGGUAUUGUCUAUUUUCUAUAGCCAUUGUAGUGUUGGAAAGAUGUAAAAUACUGCUUCCCAGUUGGGAUGUUGACCUCCCAUUUUCCUAUCAGUGGCUUUUUCAGGUUUAGAGCCCCCCUG